GCUACGAGCUUCACCAGACACGGUGUACAUUCCCACACUGGGCUUUGGCUGCCGGUAUGUUUCUGAAUCGGUUUGACGGCCAGUCGAAGCUUUUGGUCCGGGCGCUGAUGUCCGGAGCCUCCGGUGUCCACAGAGCCGUGAGCGUCUUCCACAGGCAGCAGCGAGCAAACCCCGAAAUGUCUCUGUCUAGCUUGGUAGAAACACUGUGCCAAGAUGAAAUAAGCUGUCCACAGACUGAAAGCCAGGCUUUAACUGUUAAACCUCUGGUGUGCCUGUUCCCAUCAUUAUUCAAACAAAAUCUGCUGUCCUUCAUCCAUCUGGUCCACUCGGUUCUUCCCCAGACCUCGGUCCUCCACCUGCUCAAAUGCCUCAGCCAGGACCCUCAUCCAAACCCCUGGGUCACCACUCUGGGUAGACAGCUGGAGAGAGGCCUGGGGGUCCACAAUGAGGAGCCUUUGUACACACCACUAUGCAGUCAGAGACUCAAGGAGCUGACACAGCGUUUGGCUGGUGUUGGUGAGACCAGCGGAUGGGCCAAGUGCCUCAGUGGUCAAACCAUAGAAUCUGGAUCUCAGAGUGCAUCUGGUUUAUUAGAGCUGGGGACACAAAGGAAAAGGAAAAGCAGUUUUGUCUCUCCGGACUCAGGCGGAGAAGAAAUGGGACAGCAGAGUAAACGGAUAAAGAUGGACGUCUGUGGUAGUGAGUGUGUUGAUGCAGAAGAACAGAGCGCAAAUGAGGAGACGUCAGGAAGGUUUGAAAAAGAUGCUGCAGAAGAAACUCCUGCUGAGGAGCUACAGCCGGCGCCAGACACUGAUUCCCUGCCUGAACAUAUAAAGGUCUCUGUUCUUCAAAUAAAAGAAUUACUGGAAAGUCACACAGAGUGGGACCAGAGCUCCAUGGAUGUGUUCAAAGUGCUGAAUGACUGUGACCCCGCCCAAGUGGAGGUGUUAUGUAGCACCCUGAGUUUGUCUGAUUUACCCGAGCAGACUCUUCCUAAACUGUGCAGCAGUGUUUUGGCUCUGUCUCCUGACCUCAGUUACAGCACGGCAGCAACGCUCAUCAAGAGCCUACUGCUGGAGAAGGUCCUGUCCCUGUCAGAGCCUGCCUCCAGAUGCUUGGUUACUGCAGUAACAUCACUGUGCAGCCACUAUCCCAGACCAAUGUGCCACUCUCUGAUCGAACCCGUUCUAAUGGAAAAAAACAUAGGGAAUCCACAGGCUGAGCUGCUGAACAGGCUGAUAGAAGGCUGCCUGGAUUCCCACUACAAACUGCUGCUGCUUCAAAUGACAUUUAAAACUGUGUGGAGUGAGGCAGUGCUCUCCAUUAUCCACAGCUUGCUAGACUCCAAGCCUGACUUGAAUGAAGAAGUGUUCUCACAGUUCACUGAACAGCUCGUCAGCCAGGGCCCUCAGUUCACAAAGUCUGUUAAGUUUGCAAAAAUGAUGUUGACAGUCCUCACCAAAUACAGCAGCCAUGUGACUGCUGCACACAAACACUCCCUCUCCAGUUGCCUGAUGUUAAAUGAGACCUUCCUGAAAAAGUCUCUUCAAGCUGCUUUGAAGAGAAUCACACACACAUGAAGCGGUAACACUUUACUUUAGGCCCCACUAUUAAGCAUUUAUAAGCAGUUUACACACAUUUAAUAAAUGGUUUAUAGCAUAUUGUAGAGUUGUGAGCACAUAUAGAUUUUAAGUGUUUACUGUGUACAGUAUUUAUAAAGAAGUAUAUCUUUUGCUCUGAAUACAUUAUAUUAUUACCUGUGUGUUUUACUACAUUGUUAUUCAUUAUCUGUUUAUACACCAGUCUCCACAUAUGGCUGGCUUAUUGGGGGAGUUAUAGUCAUUGACGAUACAUUAAUAAACACUUGUCUUGUAAUGUCUGCUUACAACUACAUUAUAAUGGAUUAUUAAUUAUUUGUUAAAUGUUUUUAUAAUGCGAAUAAAUACUAAAUGGAUGGACAUAAAGCAAAGAUUUCUUGUGACCUGAUCCAUGUUAAUAAACCUGUUUCUUGUCUAUUUCUUGGCAAUAAUAAUAAUGAUAAUCUGACUUGAAAAUUAAGCAUCAGUUUGAGACUGAUAUGGCCUCUCAUAAUAAAAAUGCCCCUGAGUCAGAUCCGAUUUAAAGUAAAAAUGUUAUUUAAAGUAAUCCAAAAUUCCCACCUUUGCAUUCAUGAACUUUAGCUGCUGAUGCAGCUCAUUCUGCUGCCAAGUUCAUCAUGUGUUGGUCCAGAAAGGUGUCAACAGAAUUAAUGAAAACACAAAUAUUUUAUUUUUUUAAUUAUUUUAAUUUAUUUAUUUAGUUAUCAGGCUCUGAGUGAAUCUUGUAUCAUAAUUGUAGACACUGAAGAUCUGC
Molecule: messenger RNA, 2352 nt
Organism: Toxotes jaculatrix (banded archerfish)
Lineage: Eukaryota; Metazoa; Chordata; Actinopteri; Toxotidae
Gene: fance
Product: FA complementation group E
Exons: 10
Coding region: 57-1580 (507 amino acids)
Biological process (GO): interstrand cross-link repair
Cellular component (GO): Fanconi anaemia nuclear complex
Source: RefSeq, a predicted model, not a curated record